Messenger RNA from Zea mays, 1269 nucleotides. RefSeq lists its product as uncharacterized. NCBI's taxonomy places the organism in Eukaryota, Viridiplantae, Streptophyta, Magnoliopsida, Poales, Poaceae. Gene Ontology annotation, molecular function: phosphoribosylanthranilate isomerase activity. Gene Ontology annotation, biological process: L-tryptophan biosynthetic process. The record is from RefSeq and is marked provisional.
CGUAGUCGUGCGGCCACCGGGUGACUGCCGGCGCCGCCCUAAGCCAGGUGCCGUCUUCGUUGGGUCCCUCGGUUGCGACGAGCACCCACCAGUAAUGCUGUUGGCAAGCUCAACAAGACGCUAUGAGCAAUUUCCUUUAGCACGAAACAAUGGACUUCCAAGAUUUUCAAGAGUAAAAAUGUCAUGCUUGGGAACAAACCAAAGUAACCAUCAUUCUGAUACCGUCAGAUCUUCAUCCCCUAGUUGUGGAGAUACCAGAAAGAUCCACCCUGUAGUCAAAAUGUGUGGCAUCACAUCAGCUAGAGAUGCAGAAAUGGCUGUAAAAGCAGGAGCUGAGCUUAUAGGCAUGAUACUAUGGCCCAACUCUAAACGCUCUGUCUCGUUAUUGGAGGCAAAAGAAAUAUCAAGAGUUGCGCAAUCUUAUGGCGCUGAAUCAGUUGGUGUCUUUGUGGAUGAUAAUGAAGAGAGAAUUCUACGGGUGUCUGAUUCAUGUGACCUUAACUUUGUCCAGCUUCAUGGUGAUGAAUCUCGUGCAUUGGUUCAUACUCUUUCAAAGAAUAAUCGUAUCAUUUAUGUACUAAAUGCUGAUGACGAUGGAAAACUAAUCAACAUUCCUGAUAUUGAAUACGAACUUGAUUGGUACUUAGUGGACAGUGCAAAGGGCGGAAGUGGAAAGGGAUUCAACUGGCAGAAGUUCCAGAUGCCAUCUGUCAAAAGCAAGAAUGGAUGGCUAUUAGCUGGAGGGCUUCAUGCAGAUAAUGUUUGUGAAGCCUUUUCUGCUCUGAAACCAGAUGGUGUUGAUGUUAGCAGCGGCAUAUGUGGUCGAGAUGGUAUCCGAAAAGAUGCAGACAGGAUUAAUUCCUUCAUAAGUAAUGUGAAAUCCCUAAAUUUCCUAUCGUAAGGUCAUUUGCUUGUCGAGAGCUUAGUUUUUUUUUCAUUUGCUCACGUGUGGAAUCCCUGAAUUGCUGCAACCUGAAGGCAAGCUGUCAAAAUUGCUCUUGGGGCUGAGGGCAAAAGAGUGAUUGAAUUUUUGAAGUGUGAACAUAUGUAUCCGGUUUAUUGUGGAGUGUGGCAAACUCGUUACUGCAACCUGAUGGCAAGAUGUUCAAAUUGCGCUUGAGAAUAGGGAUUACAUUUUUGAAUGUGAGUAUUGUGUUUGUUUCUAGUGCAAUAAGUGUGUUUUGUAUGCAUAUCCAGUUCAAAUGCAAAAAUAAAAACACAUUGUACCGUUGACAAAAUUGCUGCAGUAAAAGCUGGAGAAUUUUUAUU